GGGGAAGCAUAGACGUAGCAUUCGAUUUUCAUCCCGUACCUUAGACGUCCACAAAUCGAUACCAUCUGUAAUAGUUCUGCCAGUUGUAGGUUGAUGCUCCGUUCAAGACAAGUAUUUUCUUUUUUUUUCUAAAUGUGGUGGCGAUCAUAAUGCUAAAAGUAAUUCUAAAACAAAUGAAAGAUACUUGUAAUAAGUUCGUGAGCUCUAGUGUAUUAUUAUAGUGGCAUAAUCUUAUAAGACACUUUUUUUUUCAAAGGAUUAACUAUAAUUUGCAGGUGUUUUGCAAAUUCUUAUUAAGCUCUGAAUACAGUUCUGGGAGAUUUUGUGAGUGUGUGUUUUUGUUAUAAUAGUUUGUGAAAUAAACAUUUCAAGAUCAGCUGAGCAGUGAGCUUCAUUGAAAGAGUUGACGGCUUCCUGUGUGUGAGCAGACGAACGGGUUCCGCGCAUGCGUUUGUGGGGGGAAAUUAUUUCUUCAUGUUAUUGGGUAGAGCUCAUUUUCACCAUGGCUAAAUUUCAAAAUACCGGACAUGUUGUCAUUGCAGUUCUGUUUACAACGGUGAGUAGUUUCCAUCGGAUAUUGUUAAUAUGUUUGUUUAGUGAUUGUAAAAAAAAGGGGAGUGUUUUCAAAUGAGUGGGUUUAUUUACAAUUUAUAGACACUUAUAGCGAAAGGUCAGAGAGAUAUCGAGAGCUCGAGGUACAAUGGACAUUUAGUAUUUAUAAAGGAGAAAUAGUUCUUAGACUAUGUGUUAACAAAAAAUAUUUAAAUAAUCUUGAGACCUUAUAAUAUAUGUCAUUUAAAAAAUAUAUAUAUAUAAAUGUGUAUAUAUAUGAUAUAUAUAUAUAUAUAUAUAUAUAUAUAUAUAUUAUAUAUACAUAUAUAUAUAUAUAUAUAUAUAUAUAUAUAUAUAUAUAUAUAUAUAUAUAUAUAUAUAAAAAAAAUAUAUAUAAUAAAAAAUAUAUAUAUAUAUAUAUAUAUAUAUAUAAUAUAUAUAUAUAUAUAUAUAUAUAUAUAUAUAAUAUAUAUAUAUAUAUAUAUAUAUAUAUAUAUAUAUAUAUAUAUGCAUUUAUAUAUAUAUAUAUAAGUAGGAAACAUACCAAGAGCUCAUCGGGUUAGCAAACUUACCAGCGUAGGCCUACAUACAUUUAAAUUCAGGGCUCUGUCAAAAACAGUUCCCAAAAGGACUAUUCAAUUUUCAAAUAGUUCUCCUAUUAAAAAAAAAAGAAAUCCAGAUUUUAAAAUAAUUCCCGUAAACAUUGAAUUUGAGGGUCAACCCCUUAUCAGUACGGUAAUUAUUCAUGUUGGGCACAGACAAAAUCCAUGAUUUAAAUACCAAUCGAAAUUUUAAAAGAUUUCAUAUUUAAAAAAAAAAAAAUAUUGACACAUGUAAAAGCUGUGGUCGUUCAUCAAUUAAAAUAAAAAUUGAAUUUCCGGCACGGGGACCCAUUCUAAGAGAGCCCCUUUUAGUUCUACCCCAUAUUAAAAUAUUUUUUUUUUUUAAUUUCACUGUCAAGGUCAUGAAUGUUUAAUAGGACACGUGACCUGCUGUCAUUUAUAAAUCUAAUGAAGGCGUGUCUCGAGGACCUACGCGCUCAUUGUUCGAAAAAAAGUUAAGCAUAAUAAAUUAUGAUGAGAACUUGAGGUCACUGGAGCUGUAGUAUAUUUGGAUAGAGAGAUGCGGAGAACUUGAGGUUACUGAAGCUAUAGCAUAUUUGGAUAGAGAGAUGCUGAGAGCUUGAGGUUACUGGAGCUGCAGUAUAUUUGGAUAGAGAGAUGCGGAGAACUUGAGGUUACUGGAGCUGUAGUAUAUUUGGAUAGAGAGAUGCUGAAAACUUGAGGUUACUGAAGCUGUAGAAUAUUUGGACAGAGAGAUGCUGAGAACUUAAGGUCACUGAACCUGUAGUAUAUUUGGAUAGAGAGAUGCUGAGAACUUGAGGUUACUGGAGCUGUAGUAUAUUUGGAUAGAGAGAUGCUGAGAACUUGAGGUCACUGGAGCUGUAUUAUAUUUGGAUAGACAGAUGCCGAUAACUUGAGGUCACUGGAGUUGUAGUAUAUUGAGAUAGAGAGAUGCUGAGAACUUGAGGUUACUGGAGCUGUAAUAUAUUGAGAUAGAGAGAUGCUGAGAACUUGAGGUUACUGGAGCUGCAGUAUAUUUGGAUAGAGAGAUGCGGAGAACUUGAGGUUACUGGAGCUGUAGUAUAUUUGGAUAGAGAGAUGCUGAAAACUUGAGGUUACUGAAGCUGUAGAAUAUUUGGAUAGAGAGAUGCUGAGAACUUGAGGAUACUGAAGCUGUAGCAUAUUUGGAUAGAGAGAUGCUGAGAACUUGAGGUUACUGGAGCUGUAGUAUAUUUGGAUAGAGAGAUGCUGAGAACUUGAGGUUACUGGAGCUGUAGUAUAUUUGGAUAGAGAGAUGCUGAGAACUUGAGGAUACUGAAGCUGUAGCAUAUUUGGAUAGAGAGAUGCUGAGAACUUGAGGUUACUGGAGCUGUAGCAUAUUUGGAUAGAGAGAUGCUGAGAACUUGAGGUUACUGGAGCUGUAGCAUAUUUGGAUAGAGAGAUGCUGAGAACUUGAGGUUACUGGAGCUGUAGUAUAUUUGGAUAGAGAGAUGCUGAGAACUUGAGGUUACUGGAGCUGUAGUAUAUUUGGAUAGAGAGAUGCUGAGAACUUGAGGUUACUGGAGCUGUAGUAUAUUUGGAUAGAGAGAUGUUGAGAACUUGAGAUGUAGUAUAUUUGGAUAGAGAGAUGCUGAGAACUUGAGGUUACGGGAGCUGUAGUAUAUUUCGAUAACGUCUUUGUAGCAGCAAUCAGUCCGCUGAGGAAACUAUAGUUAUUAAAUUCUUUAUAUUAAAUUCGCUUUUGUUCUUGUGCUUCUGUGUUUAAGGCAAAAAUCUCCGGGCGACAAAAUUGAUCCUUUUGACGUCAUCCUAUUGAAACUUGGCACAUAGACUCGCUCCCGAUAACAACACGUUCUAUCAAAUUUUCACCCCCAACCCCCAACCAAAUCAUAUAGAAUUUGACAAAGAUGUUGCCUUUAAAUUCUUUUGUUAAUAUUUGGGCCGUAUGUACACUCUAGAGUGUUAAAAGCCAUUACGUGUUUUUGCAGUCUGGUUUAUGAGCAAGCCGAUAAUGAGAUAUGUGAUUGUUAUAAACCACCCCCACCCCCUCACCUCCCGCUUUUCCCACUGUAUUCAAUAAGCACGUGCUUGGUCUAUUGUUUUGUUUUUCCACCUUCGCGCCCGAUACAACGACAUGGGCCUCAUUGUGAUAGACCUACAUAGUCCAAGGUGAAGGCGCCAGUCAUCGUGAUCUCACUGAUUAACGUGACAUCGACCCGGGAAGUACAGACCGGUCCCUUGUGGUUGACAGGGUGUGGUGGGUAAAGGUGCAUCAUCGUACACAACGUCGACACAAGCCUACACAGCAUGGACGGCAUCUAUCUCAAACAACACAUCCUUCCAAUUGGACCAGUACAUGGCCUUUUGUUUUAGUUGUCUCUAUUCACGGAUCCCCCCAGCCCAGUGAUUCUCAACCUUCCUAGUGCUGCGACCCUUUAAUACAGUUUCUCGUGUCGUGGCGACCCCCAGCCGCACAAUUAUUUUCGUUGCUUUUUCAUAGCUGUAAGGAUAUGUGUUUUCAGAUGGUCUUAGGCGACCCCUGGAAAAGGGUCGCGCGACCCCCAAAGGGGUCGCGACCCACAGGUUGAGAACCGCGGCCCUAGCCGUUGUAGAUAAGCCUCGAUAUCAAGCACUCUGUUUCCCAAUCUUGGUAGUAUUAGCUAUAUCUUUACACUUCUCUGAAUAAAUAUUUCCAUAUUCAUUUUGAAUGUUUAAAAAGUAGAUAAUUACGAAGUGACCUAUGGUUCAAUGCAGGGAAAAUCGGACACAAUUGAACCUCACUGAAACUGUGAAAACACCUCUCCCCCGCCACCACCCCCCCUCCCACGUCUGUUACUCCUCUAUCCCAAAAUGAAAGCCACGUUUCGACGGUCGCGAGGAAUUUAAACAGUUUGUAAGAUGACAAGUCAUUUCAGCACUCAUAUGUCAUUUCGGCACUCAUAUGUCAUUUAAGCACUCAUCUGUCAUUUCUGCACUCAUAUGUCAUUUCGGCACUCAUAAGUCAUUUAAGUACACAUGUCAUUUAAGCACGCAUUUGUCAUUUUGGCACUCGUAUGUAAUUGGGCACUAACAUGUCAUUUCGGCACUCAUAACUGGUUUUGGUGGUUUAUUUCUUAUAUUUUUUUCUCAUUUUGGUUAAGGGUUGGGGGGGGGUGGUGUUGGAAGGUAACAUAGUUUUCUGAGGCAGUCUUUCUGGGGUUGUCGGAUCGCUGCUUGUCCACAUGGCGAUAAGUGUCCAACCCAUUAAGACUAGGGUGAAAAAAAGACAAUUUGUAAUAAAAAUCCCAAAAGGAUCUAAGUAAGAUAUGAUCAGAACACAAAUGUAAAUUUUCGAGCCGUUGAGAAUUCUUUAUAAAUGUAACAACUUAUUAACAAAACAAGAUCAUUAACCGUCCUGCGUUUUUUUUCAAAUUCUCAGAUUUCUUUCACAUCGUCAUAUCCCGCACUGAUCGAAGAUUUUAAGCUGAUCGCCCCAGACGACAAAGUCACAUCAGAACUUGACCUGUCCAGACAGAAGCGCACGCUCGAGAACGAAACUCUGUCGCGACAGAAACGAGUGGAUCUCGAGGGUGGGGCAGAUACCUCCAAAAAUGAAGGUUCUGUCAGGGAAAAUCUCGGGCAGCUGUCGAGGCAAAAGCGAAUGGAAGACGACGACGGUCAAUCAGAACUGCUCUCGAGACAGAAGCGACUCAGCUUUGAAGGCGAGUCCACGCUUUCGAGACAAAAACGGAUUGAUGAGGAUGAGGGAGCAGACGUUUCAAAGGAAGAUCGGUUAGCGGCUGAGGAAGGCCUACAGCUGUCCAGACAGAAGAGGAUUGAUGCGGACGAGGGGGCAGACGUUUCAAAGGAGGGGCGGUUAACGGCUGAAGCAGAGCUGCAGCUGUCUCGGCAGAAACGUUUGGAAAAUACAUUAGCGGAGUCAACUCGAGAAGAAGGACUUUCGAGACAAAAGCGGCUCCAAGUCUAGGCAGAAGUCUAUCGGGCAUGAUAAGAAGGCUUCUGUCAGGAGGCUGCUGCCAGCCCCAAUCUCUGUGCAUUGAAUAAGCGUGUUUACUCUCCAGACAAAGAAUUAAGAUAUAUUUACUUUUUUGUUCUUUGUUGUAAUAUGACGUCAGUUAUUUAUGUAACCAUGUUUCUAUAAAUAUCUUCACUGUUUGCUAAAAACCUUCAUCUACUUAUAUUUAAAUCAAUAUGAAACAGUAUCUCCUCCCCUCAAUUUUAAAUCUCCUUUAUUGAUUGCAUAUCAUAUUUUUUUAAAUGUUAAAAUUAAAGAUCAUGACGGAAAUACGGAAACUAUAUUGAAACAAAUUAAAUGAACUCAUUUUGGUGCAGGUUGAUAAAAUAUAGAUUUUUAAAUAUAUAAAAUAUAGACAUCUUUAUCAUUUGUAAAUCGACCCUGAUCAAUUUUUUUUAAAUUGUAUUAUUAUUUUUUUUUAAAGAUAGACUGAUAGAUGAAGCAAACAUCUUUUACCUUUAUAGCUUAAAAUACUGACUCAAAAUACGUUCUUUUCUUGAGCAUGACACUAUCAAGAAUGAAAGGCCAUAUUAUUUCAAUAUUUCAGACAGAGUAACAUGACAAAAGCUCUGUCAUGUGUCAUGCCAAUAACAUUGACAAAGUUACGAACAUUGGCUACUUGUAUAAAUAAAACAAUCAAAAUAAUCAUUUUAGUCCAGUAAGAUGCCAUGUUUUUAAAAUAAUUUGAAGGGCUCAAGGGAAAAACCACUGAUGUCAGGUUUUGAGAGUUUGGAGAAAAUUGAAUUUAAAGUUUGAAAAUUCCUCAUAAAGGUAUGAAAAUAUCAAGAUAUCUACGUAUUUAUUUAUUGACUACGCUGCUUUUCAGUUGGACCUAUGUAUCAUAUUAUUCUAUUAAAUGGAAUGUAGCCACAAGGGAGAUAACGGAAAUUUUGACAAACUGACAUCACUGGUUUUUUCCUUGAACCCUUCAUUUGUAUGUUUUAAAUUUUUUAUUUAAAAAAUGGGUGUUAAAUUUUAGUUUUUGGAUAUUCCCAUGCAAAUGUAAAAAGAGUUCAAAUGUUUAUUAAUUAAUUUUUUUAACGGUUUUCGGACAUAUUUGCCCCGCUCUGAAAUUACAAGUUUCAAGCAAUUUCUCUCCAGUGUUACCUUCAAUAGUUUCAAUAAACGAAUUGUUGGUGGGCUUUUUUUAUCAGAAGGAAAUAGUCUAAGUAAAUAUACACAGUUAUACAUUUUAAAGUAAGAAAGAAAUAAAUGCCGAAAAUCCUGACAUGUGUAGGCUAUGAAAACUGAAUAGUUGAGAAGAGAUGGUACAACAUGUGUAGACUAUGAAAACUCAAUAUUUGAGAAGAGAUGGAACAACAUCUGUUGGAAGAUGGGCAAUUUGGG
This is a messenger RNA of Lymnaea stagnalis (great pond snail), 6477 nucleotides long. Lineage: Eukaryota; Metazoa; Mollusca; Gastropoda; Lymnaeidae. The record is from the annotation of a GenBank genome assembly.